Molecule: messenger RNA, 3241 nt
Organism: Papilio xuthus (Asian swallowtail)
Lineage: Eukaryota; Metazoa; Arthropoda; Insecta; Lepidoptera; Papilionidae
Gene: MnM
Product: myomesin and myosin binding protein
Exons: 3
Coding region: 49-3219 (1056 amino acids)
Molecular function (GO): protein binding
Source: RefSeq, a predicted model, not a curated record
GGGGGCGAGCGGCGCUGGCUCAGUGUGUCGGCGCGCGCCGCCGCCGCCAUGGGCAACCAACACUCCGCCUCACACGCCUCCCACAGACCUAGGAAGAACGUGCAUUGGAAGUCCGCAGUGCGACCUGCACCACCCGGCAAACCACAUAUAACGCCAAUUCUAACCGAUGACGAACCGAACGCGAUCACGUUGCGAUGGGCGGCGCCCGCGCACGACGGCGGCGCGCCACUGCAGGGCUACCAGGUGGAAUGCAACAGGCUGGGUGCGCCUGACUGGAUCCGCACCGCGCCUCCGGUGGUAGCCCGCCCCGAACUGGUGCUCACCGGGCUCGGACCCCCGCAUCGGUACCAAUUCCGUGUCGCUGCGCUGAACAUAGUCGGUCGGUCGGACUACAGCGAAAUAUCUGACAUACUAACUGUAAGCUCCGAGCGAGGCCUACAGGAAGCGCCCGUAUUCCAUCAGCACUUAGAAGACGUAACGGUUCUAGAAAACGAAAAAACCGAGUUCCGCGUUGUCUUCACCGGCACACCCGCUCCGACGAUUGGUUGGUUUAAAGACGACUACGAAAUUUUCAGUAGUAGAAGAACUGCGAUAACCACGAACGAAUCCUCCAGCGUCCUAAUAUUUCAUCAGACCCUAGCCAGUGAUGAAGGUGAGAUCAAAUGCACUGCAACGAACCGUAUCGGCCAUGCAGUGUCGAAAGCUCGGCUAGUGCUGGAGGCUGCGCCUAAGUUACGUUACCCGCGCCAAUAUGAGGAUGGCCUCUUGUACGAAAUUAAUGAAACGGUGUUUCUUAAAACCACAAUCGUGGGUAAGCCGACUCCGAGUGUGGAAUGGCGUCAUGAUGGCCAACCAAUCGAGGUCGAUGACCGCGUCGAAAUCACAACUACUCCAAAAUUUUCUUUGCUGAAGAUACAUUCUGCGCGUAGAAGCGAUAGAGGGGAAUAUCAAGUACACGCUCGUAAUAAUAUAGGGGAGGAUACGGCCUCGUUUCUAGUUACCAUCACCGCACCGCCGGACCCACCUCGUCGCGUCACCGUCACGCGGCAGGUCGACAAGUCGGUCACACUGGACUGGGAGCCCCCCGAGGACGAUGGUGGAUGUCGAAUAGGUAACUACGUAGUGGAGUACUACCGCAAUGGAUGGAACGUGUGGUUAAAGGCGACAACGAGUCGUAAAACAAAUGUCACGCUCUUCGAUUUAAUAGAAGGAAGCGAGUACCGAUUUCGUGUGAAAGCAGAAAGCCCGUACGGUAUGAGUUUACCAAGUGUAGAAUCGCCCCCGGUCCGUAUUCCGGGUCGGGCGGUGGAUAUGGAAUUCCUUGCCGUGGAAUCGCGCAUUAUCAAUCAGGUGUUAACUCGAGAGGAAGGUGAGGAGCCACCAGUGUCGCCGGUGCCACGUCGUAAACGCGUCAACGCCGCUUCACCCACUGUCAACGACACGGUUCCGCCUCGGAAACAGAAGCAGACUUCUCCUAGAACGCAACCUGAAGGAAGCAACGAGUUUAUGCUAGUAUUGUAUCCUGAAAGUAACAAAUCAGCCGAAAAAGCAGAAAAGAGAAAAUCGUUUCAACUCGACUUGGAAGACGCACUUUCGCCACCGCCCCUUUCGCUUUCUGCUCCCGAGUUAAGUACACGAAAUAUCUUGCCAUUUAAAGCACUACGCAAUGCAGUUAGCUCAACCGAACUUUUGCACGAGAGAGCAAUGGCACGCUUCUACAAGGCUAUAGCUAUGAAGGAAGAGCAAACGAAGCAACAAGACGAAAUAUCCCACAAACACGACAGCAUAGACAACGACAUUCCUUACAAACCAGAUUCAAAACAACAAGAGACUUCGGAUAUUACAAUUACAUCCAAAUCACCAGUGCUACCAAUCACAGGAACGUUUAAGACACCAGAAAUUUUUAUUAAAACGGAUUCUAUUGAAAAUAAACAAUACAAAUACACUCCAGAACUAGUUCCCCAGGAUUCAGAAACAUCAGAAAAUAAAUGGCAACAAAUGUCAUUUGACGAAGAUUAUACAGCUAGCACUGUCUCCACGGAUGGAGAGUAUUCAGAUGAGGAUAGCCUCAGUGAAGAGAUAGAUAGGCUGCAAUAUAAUGUAGAAGAGGAAACAUAUAACCCAAGAAAUAAAAUUACCCGACCUUCACCAGUUAAAGAAGUAUCUGAAGAAAAGGAAUUAGAAAAUAAUCAGGAAAAUGAACUGGAAGAAGAAAGACCUAAGUUGUCACCUCUUCCUGAUCCUAAUUUUAUUCCAAAGCCUAUACUUAAAAGAAGAGAAGCUGAUAAUUUAAAUAAUUUGCAAGUUAAUAAGUCUGACCGUGGUGAAAAUCAAAUUGACAAUAAUAGAAAAAAAGAAAAAAUAACACUAUUAAAGAGAAUAACAAAAAUACCAGUACAAAAGCCCUUCAAUUUACCUAAAAUAAUGAACAAGAAAGAAAAAGAGAAAACUGAGAAAUCCAAUAUUCAAAACAAUUACAGUAAAGUUGAAGAUAAUAUAGAAAAUAUUGAUGACAAAGUUGUUGAAGAAAGCAAAACUGUUAUAGACUAUUAUGGUAACAUUGUAAAAGAAUACGGUAGUCAUAAAAAGUCAACAACGCCUCUUUAUCUUAGUACGGAUGACCUGAAAACUGUAGCAGAAAAACAACAGUUAGUCAGUAACGAAGAAGAAGAAAAACAUAGUCCCAGUGCUCAUGAACAGAAAAACAUGAAAUCUGAGAGCAGACAGAAACCUCUGUCAAAGGAAUCUCUUGAGAGCAAACCUAGAAGUAAAGUUGCACCUAUAAUAGCAAAGACUAAAAAAACUAUGAAUAAAAGCCCCACCACACAACCUGAAUCUAUUCGGAAAGUGAUACCAAAGGUAGAAAAAAAUAUUCCAGCUAAAGAACAGGAAAAAUCUAAUUUAAAACCUCCAAUUAAACCUAGUCAAGAUACACAAAUAGUUUUAAAGAAAACUGAAAGAGCUACAAUAAUUAUACCAAUAGAUUAUCAAAAACUUGAAGAGAGAGCUAAAAGAAAUGUUAGAACAGCUAUAGAUUACACAGUCGAUGUAUGUUUAUUGUUGUUAGCUUUUUGGGUUUAUCUUUUCAGGGAUGAAAGGCUAGCAAUACCAAUUCUUAUUUUAAUUAUAUACAGACAGCUGCAAGAAACAUUUCUCCUCGAUAUUCCUGAAUGGUUAAGAACACACGCUCCUGAGUGGCUCAAGAAAAAAACUUCUUGACCUUUCCAAAAGACAUGUGUUA